This is a messenger RNA of Gamsiella multidivaricata, 4186 nucleotides long. RefSeq lists its product as uncharacterized. The transcript is spliced from 3 exons. Gene Ontology annotation, cellular component: SBF transcription complex; MBF transcription complex. The coding region runs from base 141 to 4145 and encodes 1334 amino acids. NCBI's taxonomy places the organism in Eukaryota, Fungi, Mortierellomycota, Mortierellomycetes, Mortierellales, Mortierellaceae. The record is from RefSeq and is a predicted model, not a curated record. Gene Ontology annotation, molecular function: DNA binding; transcription regulator activity; protein binding.
CUCCAACCUCAGUUGUCUCUCCAACGUCGAAGACCCCCACUGCUGUUCUAUUGCAGCAGCAGCGUCAACAGCAGCUCCUCCAGCAACAACAACAACAGCAACAAUUAUUGCAGCAGCAGCAACUACAGCAACAGCAACAAAUGUCCCCUAAUAUACCGCUGGUGUCCUCUAUGGCCCCUCCCACAUUACCGAACGAAACGCAGCCUCUGCAGCUUCAAUCCCCGCUCUCUGGAACAAUUCCAAGUCCCGUCCGAGGUCAAUCAAGUGCCGCUCUGCCGAGCGCAACUCUUCCCAGCAGCAUUAUCACAACCGCUGCGAUUACAAGCGCGGUCCAGCCCGGCCAGCCUUCUCCUGCGCAACCUUCACCGGUCUCACCAACAGGACAGAAACCAACUUCAUUGCAAAUUUUGAGACAACAACAAAUGAUACAGCAACAGCGGCAGCUAGAACAACAGAGACAACAACAACUUGAGAAAGAGAUGCAGGAGCAGCUGGAGAAAGAACGGCAGGAGCAACUCGUAAAGGAGCAGCAGCAGCAGCAGGAGCAAGAGAGACAAUUACAGCAACAACAAUCACCUCAAACGCUACCAUUUAGUCAGGACUCGCAAUCUGCAACCCAGGCUCCUUUUUCAGAUACAAGUAAUGCAUCGACAUCUCAACUACAGAGCCAAUGGCCCUCCAGCCAAGGAACAUCAACCUCGGUCGGACAGCCCAGCACGAGCAAUAAUGCGCGCGAGAGCGGUAUACCUCAGCAGGGUCAACAAGGGCAACCUGCAGAUCUGCCUUCUCAUACAGAACCAGGCACAGGGACGUCCACCGGAGGCGUGCCAAUUGCCACCAUUCCUAAUUCUGACCCGAUAGGAGGCAAUGUCAAAACAGAAGAGGAGAUUAUGCCUCCGCCUCCACCUCCACCAAUAACCGCAAGCACUGGUCCAGGAGCAGGCGCACAAUCAAGCCAGCCGCCACCCCAAAAGCCAAAAGGGGCAGCUCAAGGAGGAGGUGUCAAGAUCGAGAGUCGCCCAACACCGGCAGCUUCAGUAGCAGCAGCGCCAACAAGCGGAUCGCCCCAGAUUUUCAAAGCGACUUACUCAGGCGUGCCCGUGUUUGAGAUGAUUUGCAAGGGCGUUGCAGUCAUGAGGCGCCGAUCGGACUCCUACUUAAACGCGACGCAGAUUCUGAAAGUUGCAGAUUUUGACAAGCCGCAGCGAACGAGAAUCUUGGAGAGGGAAGUUCAGAAGGGGGAGCAUGAGAAGGUUCAAGGUGGAUACGGAAAGUACCAAGGUACAUGGGUUCCGCUUGAACGCGGAGUUCAGCUUUGUCAGGAGUAUAACGUCGUGCAUCUGCUACAGCCCCUGCUGGAUUAUCAAGCAACGCAGACCAGUCCACCUUUGGCGCCCAAACACAUCACAGCAGCAUCGAAUCGACCCCGGAAACCACGUGAACCUCGCGCGCUAGAUAUGUCGACCCCUGGAAAUGAGGACAAACCCGGCGUAAAACCGAGAGCUAGGAAGACGAAGCGCAAGGCGGCUGCAGCCCAGAUUCUGCCCAAGCCCUCCAUGGGUGCCAACGACAGCGGGGCGAAUUUUACUGGCGGGCCAGGUGCGUUAGGCGAGGAAAGAGAGACGAGCCUGGCAACAGAGGGAGACGAGGACAUGGACGAUGGCUCAACAAGUACUGGUGACGAUGGUGAUGACAGCGAUGAGAGUGAGGGCGGAACCAUGAGCCUUCUGUCAGGACACACUGGAGUGCGCACUAGAACGCCCUCGCCUACAGCGUCACGACCCGAUCUGUCCUCAGAGGAUGUCUCUGAUCGGGAAACAUCUUUCUCGUCUGCUUCAACAUCGACAUCGCCAGCCAAACGCCGACGCCGCCCUCCUUCGUUGCAGGACAGAUCCCUAAGCUCUUUGCGCAAAAGGCAUGUCCGUCCAGGCGAUGAGUUGUUUAUCGGAUUCGAGGACAAGCAGGUUUCGCGCAGAAAACGUGCCCGUCAAAAAUCCAACAAAGAUGUAGACAUGGAAAGUGGAUCUCAUAUGGAGGACAAUGACGACGAUGACAACGCGAUGGACGUGGACGACGACGAUCAGGAUACCGCCUUCCAGCGCGAUUCCUCACCGAGUGUCCGCAGCAAGACCAACAGGAGGUCAACAUCACGUACGAGGGCGUCGGAUCAGGAUGAUCGCAAAUCGACACUGUCUUCAACUGCCACGGCAAUAGCGACAGGAUCGACAUCAGUGGAGACACAGUCUCGAGGGCCAUAUGCGGAUACACUGUUGGAAUACUUCAUCGCCGAUACACUGACGCUGCCCAAAAUUUUGACAGAGCCGCCCGCAGAUCUGGAUUUCAAUAUUGUGAUCGAUGGUGAGGGACACACAUCAUUGCACUGGGCAGCAGCUAUGGCGAAGCUAGAGGUGGUCAAGAUUCUUGUCCAGAAUGGCGCGGAUACGUACAGGGUCAACGCAGAUGGGCAAACGGCAUUGAUGCGGAGCGUGCUGUUCAGCAACAAUUUUGAGGAGAAGACGUUUGCGGUGCUGUUGGAGGUGCUCCAGAAGACCAUUUUUACAAUCGACAAGGACGACCAGACAGUGUUCCACCAUGUCACCAACACGGCAGGCCAGCGUGGGAAGAUCCAUGCGGCGAGGUAUUACCUCGAGUGCUUGUUGGAAAAGCUGGCGCAGCAUCCUUCGGAGCUGGCGUCGAUUAUUAAUGUGCAGGAUCGUGUGGGCGAUACGGCAUUGACAAUUGCAUCGAGAUUGAAGGUUGGGGGUAAGAAGGUCGUGAAGAUGCUGGUCGAUGCGGGAGCGGAUUUGAAAAUUCGUAAUCAUACAGGAAAGAACGCGGAAGAGUAUUUGCUGGAAACAGAUCAGCAGCAACAGAUCGCUUCCUCUGCAGAUUCGAAGCCAUCCGCCGGUGCAGAAGCAGAGUCCGAUGGACAGCGGCAACAGGGGUCGAUAAGGAACUCUGGAACUAGUGCGCCAGCGUCCGUAACUCGUGCUAAGGACCCACAUGUUCAGCCCGUGGAUAAGGGAACGAGGUCUCAGGAUCAGCCCUACGGGCAUCCUCUUACUGCUACGUCAGCAAUGCUCCCACCACCGCCACCACUCACACUUUUGCCAUCAGCACCACGAUUGGCUUUCGCCCAACCUGCUUCAGGAUCGUCCAGCGGAUUGCUCUCCCAGCUUCAACAGGCGAACUCUUGGCCAGGCACGACAACUUCGGUACGACUCCCAGGUGGACCUCCUGUUUCCUCGUCCUCACAAGCUGUGAUCCCAACAGUCAGUGAACUGUUCAGCAAACUGACACAGUCGUAUGAGAAGGAUAUUUUCGAAAAGGAUCAGGACAUUCAGGAGGCACGUGGGCUGCUGCAAGGGAUUCAGACAGAGAUUCGAGAGGGACAUCGGACGAUUCAUGAGCUGAAAUUGAAGACUGUGACACUAGGACAAGCAGAGGAGCAGAUCAAGGCGCUGGAAGGGUUGCUUAAACAGGAGAUUCAUGAACGGCAGCGACUACGGUUGCAGGAGUUGAUUUCGCAGGAGGAGGAGAGGUUGCGGAAUGAGGUGAGGGAAAAUGAGGUUAAGAAGAAUGUGGAGGAGCCAAAGACGACGACUGAGGCUGAGAAGACUGAAGGGAAUGUGAACAAGAACGAAGAAGAGUUUUUGAUAUCGCCGCCGCCGCCGCCGCCUUCCACUGCCAACGCUGCUGGUUCUGGAGUAGAGACAGUUUCUCAGUCAAAAGAUGAUAUUACAAUGGGCUCGACUGCUAUAGAUGCUACGAGCGGAGUAUUGGAAACAACGAUUGCGCCAGUUGAAACCACGACCACAACAACCACAGAUGCUGCUUCCGUGAUAGCCGACGAGCAAGGCGCUAAUCCCGCCAGCGCUCAGCCGCCAGCCUUGAUUGUUUCUUCCUCAAAGUUGGAGGAGCUCGAGAAUGAGGUGGAGCAGCUGCGAACAAAACUCUCAGAGUUGCAGCAGCGACGCAAGGAUCGGGUGGUCCAGAUUGUGGACCUGAAGAGGCAGCAAGGCAAGCGGUGGUAUGAGUACCAGCGACUGAUUGCGUUGUGCUGCAAUGUGGCGAUUGAUCAGGUCGACGAGUUAUUGGGCCCGCUGUUGAGCUCCCUUUCAGAUGGGGACGAGAUCGAUGUCUAAAGUGCUAUAGUUGUUCGUCCUUUUUCUUCCUUUCUUUCUGU